Fusarium redolens is the source of this 2700-nucleotide messenger RNA. RefSeq names its product amino acid permease-domain-containing protein. Gene Ontology annotation, molecular function: transmembrane transporter activity. The coding region runs from base 1 to 2625 and encodes 874 amino acids. Lineage: Eukaryota; Fungi; Ascomycota; Sordariomycetes; Hypocreales; Nectriaceae. The transcript has 13 exons. Gene Ontology annotation, cellular component: membrane. The record is from RefSeq and is a predicted model, not a curated record. Gene Ontology annotation, biological process: transmembrane transport.
AUGUCCCAUUCUAUCGGAGGCAAGUCCGCGAUCGUAACUGGCGCUGGUAGUGGUAUCAACCUCGCAUUUGCCGAACAACUUUUGGGUGGCGGAUGUAAUGUCCUUUUCGCCGACCUCGCCCUGCGUCCUGAAGCUCAGAAGCUGUUGGACGCGCAUUCUGGCGCAGUCGAGGGCAAGGGACGAGCUGCUUUCCAGCAAACUGAUGUAACUGACUGGAAGCACCUGGAGCGAAUGUUCGGAAGGGCAAAAGAGGAAUUUGGCGAAAUUGACAUUGUUUGCCCUGGCGCUGGAGUUUACGAACCGAGUUUUAGCAGCUUCUGGUAUCCCCCUGGAACCCCACAGAGCAAGGAUGGUCUCCACGGAGGACGCUACGCGAGUAUUGACAUCAAUUUGGUUCAUCCCAUCAGGACCACUCAACUGGCCCUCUCCCGCUUUCUGAGAUACGAGAAGAAACCUCGCACGAUUGUCAUAAUCUCGAGCACCAACGCCCAAGACACCUGUCUCUCUACAGCGAUCUACGACGCGACAAAACAUGCCAUCAGUGGAUUCGUGCGCGCGAUGGCCAAGAUCGACCAAGUCGGCGUCCGUAUCGCAGCAGUCGCACCAGGUAUCAUCAAAACGCCUCUCUUUAUGGAGAACCCAGAUAAACUUGCAAUGAUUGAUACCAACAAGGAUGUUCUAGUUGAGCCAUCAGAGGUCGCUAGUGUCAUGGUUGCCUUGAUCGAGAGAGACAGCAUUUGCUCAACAAUCGAUCAAGCGAGGACGGGACCGCAGGACAUCGAGAUCAAGAGCGGGUCGAUUAUUGAAGUGACCAAGAACCGAGCUCGUGUUGUCAACACAUAUCACGAUCCGGGUCCUUCGGGUGCUGGGGCAGUUGGGUCCAACUUUGCCACUUCGGAGUACACUACGUUGGCUUUACUCAGAGAUAUCUCAAUAACCUAUUUAAAUCACGUCCGUGUCCAUGCGGCGAACGUAGAUAAGUGGCCAAACCGUAAAGAGCCUCGCGACGCCGCUACUCCCAGCAAACUCAAGAUUUGGCAGAUUUCGCCAGCUAUUCUCACCAUGGCCGAUCCGACUCCUCACCAGGUUACAGAAGGUCACUUGCGGCCGCGCCUGAGCAAGCUGACUAUGGUCGCAAUGACAUUCGCGAUUCUCAACACUUGGAUCGCGUUGGGUGGCACAAUUGGUAUCGUGAUGCCGUCUGGAGGUCCAGUCGCGCUCCUAUACGGCUUCAUCUUCUGUGUCGCUUGCAACUUUGCUCUAGCCUUUAGCCUUGGUGAACUUGCAGCUAUUUGGCCAACAGCAGGCGGACAAUAUCAUUUCGUGUACGCUCUCAGUAGUGAAAAAUGGAAGAGGUUUCUGAGUCUUUGUGCGGGAUGGAUCAAUAUUGCCGGUUGGCUCACCCUUGUAACAACCGAAGCGAUCUUCUCUGCUAUGUUCAUUGCUGCCGCUAUUGUCGUCGCGUCGGGGAGAUCAUCACCUGUCGACUCUUGGACAACAUACCUUGUCUUCCUUGCCAUCAUCACAUUUUCGACCAUUGUGAACAUCUGGGGAAAUUCGAUUCUUGGACCUUGGAGCAACUUCGCCCUCUACUGGUCAAUCCUAAGCGUUGUCAUCAUUAGCAUCAUUCUGUUGUCCAUGUCAGAAAAGACCAGCGCCGAGUUCGUUUUCACAACUUUCAAUAAUGAGACGGGAUGGUCCGAUGGAAUGGCAUGGCUUCUAGGCCUCCUUCAAUCUGCUCUAUCCAUGAUUGGAUUUGACGCGGUUUUGCAUAUGACUGAAGAAAUGCCUAACCCCCAUCUAGAUGCUCCCCUUGCAAUCGUCUAUGCCAUUGGCGUUGGUGGUUCUACCGGCGUGAUCUUCAUCCUGGUCAUCCUCUUCUGUCUGACUGAUGUUGACAAACUUGUGAGCUCACCGACGGGUCAACCCCUGAUCGCUCUUUUCGACCAAGCUACAAACAGCCGAGCAGCAUCUACCAUCAUCAGCUGCAUGUUGGGUUUGUGUUUUAUCCACGGCACAAACGGAUCUAUCACCACCACAAGUCGAUUGAUAUACUCCAUGGCUCGAGAUAACGGCUUCUUUUUCUCGCGAUAUUUUAACCAUAUCAACCCGAAGCUGGAGGUUCCAGUUCGCACCAUCGUCUUCACAUACAUCUUCAAUGUGCUAUUUGGUGCCCUUUACCUAGGCCCUACGGUCGCUUUUAACGCGUUCAUCGCGUCUUGCACUAUUCUUCUCAACAUCUCAUACGCUUUCCCAAUUUUUGUCUUGGUCAUUCGAGGCAGAGGCAUCCUCGCUCCUCAUCAGCAUCCCCAUACGCCAUGGAAGCUUGGAAACUUCUGGGGAUAUCUGGUCAACUGGACUGCUUGUCUGUACGUCUCGGUAACUUCAGUGCUGUUCUGUUUCCCUCCAUCGUUACAUGUCACUGGAAACACAAUGAAUUAUGUCUCUGUAGUCAUCGCAAUCUGCAGCCUUGCAAUUGCGAUUUACUGGAUUGCUCGCGGGAAGACCUUCGAGGGACCUAACCUCGAAACCAUCAUGGCCCAAAGAGAAGAAGUGGCUCACGCACCUGACCAUGGCAGACGUGGCGAGAAGGAAGAUAUGCAUGAUCAAUCUGUAUCUGCUUAGAUUAUGUAGUGUUUUAGGCCUCAUUGGCGAUUCAAUAGUAAUAUUUCUUCAUAUCGGCAACAUGAUACACACGAU